GCGGCAUUCCACUCCGGGUGACCGCUGGCUGCGGUGCCUGGAGGCGAGUGCGGCUGGAGAACCGAGCGCGAGGAUUAAAGGUCUUUGGACAACUUGCAAGAGUCCGUUCUCUCCUACUAUGUGGGUCCCAGCGAUGGAACUCGGGUUGUAAGGUUUGGCAGCAAUCGCCUUUACCAGCUGAGCCACCUAGCUGGUCCCAGACUAGGAUUGUUCCCUGUGCCCACAGAUAGGACUGUCACAAAUGCUGGCUCCAGCUCCGGGGGAUCCAACACCCUCGGUAGGAACAUGGAGUCUGAGGACAUUUCAUCGCCUGCCUGAGGUCACCGAGCUGUAGAGCUAAGGAUUUAAACCCAGACUGUCUGGCUCCAUACUCCUAGUGCUCCUCCUUAUAACUCAUGCAGUAUUUCGUUCUCUCACCAUGAAGAGAAAGAGUGUCUCAGAGGUGAAGACUACAGCCCCAGUUAAUGAAGCCUUACCUUCACCAAAUCCUGAUCAGACACCAAACCAGCUCUCUGAAAAGAAGCGAAGAAUUCCAACCACAUCUUUGCCAACCUGGUACAAGGAACCAGUGAUCUUCAAAGAUGUAGCUGUGUACUUCAGCCAGAAAGAGUGGCAGCUACUGGAGCCUGCUCAGAAGGACCUGUACAAGGAUGUGAUGCUGGAGAACUACGGGAACCUGAUCUCUGUGGAAUAUUAUAUUUUUAAGCCAAAGUUGAUCACCAGAUUGGAGCAAGGAAUUGACCUUUUUGCCAAAGAGAAUGAUACUCCUGGAGACCCCCAGCAAGGUGAGGCGGGAGUCAGCAGAAGUGACACCUCUGCAGGGAAGAAGACGGGGAAUAAUUCCACAAAGGCAGAAACCCGGAAGCCAGAUAACUCUAAGAACGUGUCACAGGAGAAGCUGAAGAAGGCAGAUCAAGGGGGUGGUUCCCAGAAUUUGAGAGCAGAAAAGACCUCAAAAAGUGAUGACAGGCCAUCUCAAAAUAAGGAGAAGAGUGACUCAACUUCGACUACAGAAGCAGGCAAAACCACCAAUCCUGGCAAUCAGGAGAAUGAAUCUGCAGCCCCGGGGACAUCUUCGAGUCAAACACCAUCAACUACAGCACCACAGAGCACUCCUCCAGAAAAGUCGACAUCAGGGAAAGAUGGUCAAGGAAAAUCACCUAACACCAGCAGUUCCACAAACCCAAAGCGCAAGCCUGCCCGACAAGGUAAAAACCACUUUAAAUGCAAGGAAUGUGGGAAAACCUUCAACCAGACCCUCCACCUCGUGGAGCAUGAGCGAAUCCACACGGGAGAGAAACCCCACAAGUGCGACACGUGCGGCAAAUCUUUCCGGCACCUCUCCUACUUCCUCACACACUACCGAAUUCACACGGGCGUGAGACCAUACAAGUGUAAGGAGUGUGGGAAAGCCUUCAACAGCAGCUCCACUCUCAACAAUCAUUGCAGGAUCCACUCAGGCGAGAAACCCUUCAAAUGCGACGAGUGUGGGAAAACCUUCAAGCAGAGCACGAAGCUCACCCGUCACCAACGGAUUCACACCGGGGAGAAACCCUACAAGUGUGGAGAGUGUAACAAGUGCUUUGGCCGCAGCUCGUCCCUGAGGGAGCACAAGAGGAUUCAUACCGGAGAGAAGCCAUACCGCUGUCAGGUGUGUGGGAAAACCUUCAGGGUCAACUCACAUCUUUCAGAGCAUCAGCGGCUCCAUUUAAAGGUGAAGCCCUACAAGUGUGAUAAGUGCGGGAAGCACUUCCGAAACAGCUCGUACUUGUCGGAACACAAGCAGAUCCAUGUGCCCGGGGCCCGAGUGGACUGCCCAGAAUGUGGGAAAGUCUUCGCUUGCAAAGUAGCCCUUCUCAAGCACCAGAAGAGACACGAGGCGAACUCCAGGUAUCGGUGCAAGGGAUGUGGAAAGACUUUUAGGUGUAAGUCAAGCAUCCAAAGGCAUGAGAGGCUGCACGCUGGGGAGAAACCUUUUGUGUGCACUAAGUGUGACAAAGGUUUCACUGACAAAACUACACUGAAUAAUCACUUGAAAAUCCACUCUGGAGAUAGGCCGGAUCCAUGUGCCCAGUGCGGGAGAACCUUUAAAAAACUGGCUACCCUGUUGAUUCACCAGAAAAAGCAUAAUAAGAAGAAACCCACAGAUGAAUAAAAGACCUUUCACCAGAACUCACAUUUGGGUCUUUGGGACAAAGUUAAGAGAAACGACAUACGUGUACAGUUCCUCCAUUUCUUAGUAGUUGUUUUUAAGUAAGCCGGUAGUUUUCUAGAAAUGACUGUUUUUAACCCCUCCCCCUACUUCGAGCAUUUGUGCAAUAUAAACAAACAUUUUGCUGUUGUUACUAUUCCAACAGACAGGUACUACCAUCAACUGCAUCUGUGGAUAGAGGCAAAGGAUCCACAAAUACCCCACAAUGUACUAAACAGACUCCCUUGCCUUCCAGCAACUAAGGAAAAUGUGGCUGGCAUUCAGAUUUGAGAUGAAAUUCAGGUAGAGUUUUCUCUGCCAGCCACCACAGUAACCACUAACGAGGUAUGGCCAUUUAAAUAUCAAAAUGAGGUAAACAUUUAAAUGCAAACACUGAUAUGAUGAAUCAUUGAUAUUCCCAAUCCUCAAUGGCCAGUGAACCUCGCUGAGGUUCGACAUCUUCGACAGUUAACGUUUUCAACACCAUGGAAGAUUCUGUUCAGAACUGAUCUUAAUGAGCAACAAUUCUUUCAUGGGAUGACCCCGAGGCAAACAGGACACAGCUUUGUGACACUGAAUCUGUGCUUUAUUUUAUUUUAUUUUAUUUUAUUUUAACAGCGGAAUGUAGCAUUUUGUAAGGUUUGUGAAUGUUCUGGAGCCUGUGAUAUUUGGAGCUCUGGUUGGCCGGUGCUCCACCCGCAGGACUCCUACCCCAUGUGUUCAGUAGGUUACUAAUAACGUCGUUGAUAACUGUGAGCAUUUGUUGAUCGCUAUCUACCUAUCAAGUAUGGUGCUGAACUCUUUAUGUGAAUUGGCAGAGCUAAUUUUCACCAGAGUCCUAUGAGAUAAGAACUGUUAUGUACCUAACUUUCUGUUGAGAAAACCAACACUUUUUGUUCUCCUCUUUUUCUUCCUCUUCUUCCUCCUCCUCCUUUCUCUUCUUCUUUGAUUAUUUCUAUUCUUUUUCUUUUAUUCUUAUUCUCCCCAAAGGACUCCUACCUCCAUUGUGCCUUGGGCAGAAUGAUCAGUAGGUUAUUAACAGUUAUCACUGAUACAUUUGAGUGUUUAUUGAUGUCUUUCUACCUGUCAAAUAUGGUGCCGAAAUCUUUACAUGAACUAUAUCAGUUAAUCAAUCCCACCAGUCAUAUG
Messenger RNA from Rattus norvegicus (Norway rat), 3340 nucleotides. It is a transcript of the gene Zim1, whose product is annotated as zinc finger, imprinted 1. Gene Ontology annotation, biological process: regulation of DNA-templated transcription. Gene Ontology annotation, cellular component: nucleus. The transcript is spliced from 8 exons. The record is from RefSeq and is marked provisional. The coding region runs from base 419 to 2155 and encodes 578 amino acids. NCBI's taxonomy places the organism in Eukaryota, Metazoa, Chordata, Mammalia, Rodentia, Muridae.